Molecule: messenger RNA, 2552 nt
Organism: Rhincodon typus (whale shark)
Lineage: Eukaryota; Metazoa; Chordata; Chondrichthyes; Orectolobiformes; Rhincodontidae
Product: dapper homolog 2-like
Exons: 4
Coding region: 171-2180 (669 amino acids)
Biological process (GO): negative regulation of nodal signaling pathway
Cellular component (GO): cytoplasm
Source: RefSeq, a predicted model, not a curated record
GUCAGCGAGCACUUUGGAGGUGAAGUGAUAAAUAGUUGUCCCUCUAUUGCACUCUGACUAUUGAAUGUGAGUCCUUUUGUGUGAGAUUGAGAACAAUCCUUCCUCUCUCUCUCUCUCUCUCUCUCUCUGGGCAGUCAGUCCGAUCACUCACACCUCUCAGGAGCUGCAAGAUGCUGAACAGGAGGCGCCGGUCCGUGCCUGCACCUUCGGCCGCCUUUGACCGCUGCCGGGCGGGGGAGAGGCUACAGGCGGCGCUGGCCGGGCUGCAGGAGCUGGAACUGUUGAAGGAGAGGCAGAGGGAGCUGGUGAAGGGGGCGCUGGAGACCGAGAGCCCUACAGCCAAGCUGGCCAACAGGCAGAGCUGCACCGAGGAGGCCAGGCUGGAAGCGACCCUGUGCUCUCUAAAGGAGCAACUGUCACAUUUAAGGAAGCAAGAUGCGGGGCUGAAAAUUCAUCUGCAGCAAUUGGACCAUCAGAUCAGUGAGCUCAAGCUCGAUGUGAACAAGGCUUCCCCUGAGCAACCAGAGAGUGACAGCAGGCCAAGUUCCGGGUUUUAUGAACUCAGUGACGGAGGGUCCUGCUCCCUGUCCACCUCGUGCACUUCCAUGUCCAGUGAGUGUACCUCACCGUCGCUGGGCAGCCUGUUGUACUGCAGCCACCCGGCCGAGACAAGGGCCCUGAGGUCAGAGGUACGGCCUCGUUCGGCCGAUGAGCUCACCGUGCAGUUGGCAGCCUUCAAGCAGCAAGGUCCUGGCAAACGGCCGGGGGGAGGCAUCCGAACCAGUGCCGAGCUGCUUCCCGGCUUCCACCUCGCCAGGCUCGGGGUCCCUAGGCAGAGACCAGUCUCUACAGGGGACCUGGAGAGGUUGGCACCAUGGCAGGUAACAUCUGCAGGCAUAUCCGACUGGAAGCUGCCUCUGCCCCCCUCUGCCGGGAGUGAGCUCUGCCUCCUUGCUCCGCGUCGGAACUUCCAGUGCGACCUGAUCUCCGAGGACAGCAGCGAUGUCUACACGUACCCCAGCCCCCUUCACGCCGUGGCUUUGCAGAGCCCCCUGUUCUACCCCGUGGAGCGGGCGGUCAGCGUGGAUGACGGGCCCCCCGUGGGCCGUAGCGGUGGUCUGCAGCCACAGGGGCCGCUUCUGUCCAAAACUGGAGCCGUCUGCCUCAAGGAAGGAUCUCCACCUCAGGCCACUGCUGGAGAGGGAGAGCCCAAACCAAGAGCAAGAGCCACCAUGUUGGAGAAGGAGCAGGCAUGGUGUGUCAUGGCCUCGCAGAAGGAGGAGCCUGUGAGGCCUGUCGGCCUGCAGCGGGCUAGCAGCUGCAGGGCUGUAGGACGUCCAGCAGGAAGCACUGGAUUGAAGUCCCAGAGGGCUAAUGGUUGGCCCCCUAUCCCACCCCUGGGUUGGGAGGGGCUAGAGGCUGGGGUCGAUGUCCCGUUUGGGUUGGUGGUGCCCACUAUUACUUCAGGGACUCGGUCAGGCCUCACCAGGCACGGUGGUCUGGAGCCCGGCAUUGACCCCCUGCACAGGACUGGCUGGAGGCCAGAGGUCAGGCCAGGGAGGGGCAAGAGCGGGUUCGCUCAUGCCCAGUUUGUGCCCGCAGAGCCCCGGCUCCGGCUGCAGGUCAGCAAGAUCCAAGUGGCCAGAACCGAGCGGAUGGUCAGUGGUGAGUCAACGUGGGCAGUUAAGAGACCAGGUGCUCGAGGGUCGAUGGCCGUGGCUGAGGAGGGCCCUGGCAGUGGGCGUGCGGCUGGCACAGGGGGCCUCCGAGCUCCGGGCCGCCAGGAGUUCCAGGGCCGGGCCCAGCGGCUGAGGGCAGGCAGGCACCGGGGGCAACGGGCAGGGCUGAGGGCACGGACCCCUCCUCGCUCCCACUCCCACCCCCGCAGCGAGUCGGAUGGCUCAGAGUAUUCGGCUGAAUGCGCCUCCCUGUUCCACUCCACCGUCGCCGAGAGCAGUGAGGGCGACGGCAGCGAGUACACGGCUAACCGUUUCGGGGACAGCGAGUCGAGUGGGAGCGAGGGCCGAGGGCACAGGGUCGCCCUGGUCUGGCCUCGGGCCUCAGGCGGGCGGCACCUCCCCGCAGAGGCCAGAGUUUGUCGUAUCAAGGCAUCGAAAGCUCUGAGGAAAAAGAUCCGGAGAUUCCAACCUGAAUCCUUAAAAGUUAUGACCAUGGUUUAGGGAGGUCAGGAGGAAACGUAACCCUAGGCCUCUCCCCGUGGAGACUGGGCACUGGGCCCUAGGCCUCUCCCCGUGGAGACUGGGCACUGGGCCCUAGGCCUCUCCCCGUGGAGACUGGGCACUGGGCCGUAGGCCUCUCCCCAUGGACAUGUCUUGACAAAAUAAGAGGUUACCUUUUUAAAAGAAGAGAUGAUGAUCUGGUGGUACUGUCGAUCGCUUAUUAACCUAGAGAUUGAGGUAGUGUUCUGGGGUUUGGCUUCAAAAACAGAUAAUGAUUUGAACUCAAUAAAAAUCCGUAAUGAAGUGACUAAUGAUGACCAUGUCAGAAAAUUCAUUUGGUUUUGUCCUUUAGAGAAGGAAAUCUGCCUUCCU